AUGGCCAACAACAACAUCCAGCAGUGGUUUGAAAGUAUUGAUAUUGAUAGGAGUGGCGAGCUUGACGUUGGCGAACUGCAGCGGGCUUUGUCCUUGGGCAACUUGCACUUUGGAGUUUCCGACGUGGACCAAAUGAUACGGGCGUUCGACACACGUGGGCGAAGACGGUUAAGUUUGAUGGAGUUCCAGCGAUUGCACGAAUUUCUUGUCAAUAUCCAGAGCAGCUUCGCAUACUUCGAUGCUGACCGGAGCCGGACGCUGGUUCGGGACGAGGUUCGGCAGGCAUUGCGUCAUUCAGGCUUUCAGCUCGACGAGCCGGUCCUCGUGGCUAUGAUGUCUCGGCACGAUCCGGACAACUCGGGAACGCUCACGUUGGAUGAGUAUAUUCGGAUGUGUCUCUUCCUUCAGAGCUGUGUUCGGACUUUCACGGCGUUUGACCCGCAGCGAACGGGCCAGAUCCGGCUAGAUUUCAACCAAUGGGUAUACGCAGCCUCCCACGUGGCAUGA
Molecule: messenger RNA, 507 nt
Organism: Volvox carteri f. nagariensis
Lineage: Eukaryota; Viridiplantae; Chlorophyta; Chlorophyceae; Chlamydomonadales; Volvocaceae
Exons: 4
Coding region: 1-507 (168 amino acids)
Molecular function (GO): calcium ion binding
Source: RefSeq, a predicted model, not a curated record